This is a messenger RNA of Schistosoma rodhaini, 4743 nucleotides long. NCBI's taxonomy places the organism in Eukaryota, Metazoa, Platyhelminthes, Trematoda, Strigeidida, Schistosomatidae. The record is from the annotation of a GenBank genome assembly.
ACUUUUGUCUCAAGGUCAUUAUGUCCCAACCUUUUGCUCCUCUGCCGUACAGAACGGAUCAUCGCAAAAGAUGUUUUGCUACAUUAUCACUCAUUUGUGAUGAUGAAUCUCUAUCAGAUGCACAACUAAAGGCUUAUCAAACACGCCUACAAGAAUACCGCACAUUUUUGGAUGCAGUCAGUCGCCUUGCACUUUGUAGCAAUGUAUGCGUGACAGAGGAGGCUGUCACGAUAGGAGAACAUGGUUUACUAACUGGGGAGUCCUUAAACGCACUUCAACAUGCCGGAGCGAUAUCUGUGUAUAAUACGCUGCAGCAAAAUAAUUGGGAAUUUCCUAUUUCUGAAGGUAGACUUCUAUAUUAUAUUAAUUUUCAUGUUUCAGAGGGUGAAGUAGCCAUAGUUAAGGCUCAUGUUCCUAUUCCUGAUGAGUUUUUAGAUUCCGAAAAACCUAUUCGUUCUGACUGGCCUGCAGUCCAUAUUUCAGAAUGCUUUGUUGAGGGUGAACGAGCAAAACUCCAUGGUUCUGUCCGGCCACUACGAACUUUCUUACCGCCUACUAUUGUUUUUCGUAAUGCUGCAGAUGUAGAUGAAGAUGUUCCAGAACCAGAAGUCAAUAUCAUAAAUUCUGGUCCAGAAGGAAGCAUUGAAAUAGUUCAAUCGUUGAAGGGCUUAUCAGUUAAAAAGCCGGGUAAAGAUGGUAAAGGAGAAAUCUGUUGUUGACCCCAAAUAGUCUUCUAACGAUUUUUGAGAUAAUUUUUUGUGCAAAUUCACGGAAUAAUAAAGAAAACUAAAUUCUAUGUCUUUUGUAUAUAUAAUCUACAUCCAUUUGUUUUGAUUUAGUGACAGAUCAGUACUCCUUUACGUCGUUUUACCAAGUCAUAAAACGUAAUUGUUAGUAAAAACAACAUCAAGUAGGAUUCCUAGUAAGAUCAUUGCUAAUCAUGGAUGAUUGCAGAAUAUGUUAUAAUUCGGGCUGGAUUUAGGAAAAGCUUGUUAUUCUACAGAAUUCAAAAUGUCGUACAACAAUAUCUAUGACCUUAGAACGCAGGAAAAUCAUAAAUCCAAAGCAAGACUAACUAGUUAAAUCAUAGUAAAGGUCAGUGUGAUUGAGUUAAAAGUUACCAAGGUCUCCCUUAUUUGUCAUAACUAUCAUUUAUAAAGAAAAGUAAACGAAAAACUGUCUUAACAGUUUGUGGUCUUCAUAUAGAUACAUUUUAAACACCCCUAAAAUAAGAUAUGUAGUAAGAAACGUACUGAUUAAGUUUUUACUAUCCUGUUAAUAAUUUCUAGGUUUUAUUAAUUGGAAUUCCUAAGGAUUUCUGUCUAUAGUUCCCGAUAAUGCCAGUUUAAAUUUUUUUUUCAAGAUAUAAACCCCAGCAAACAUAAAACUUUCACAUCAUGUGUACAGUCCACCAUGGCGUAACUUACUUUGUUCAGUAGCCAUAUUAAAAACAUAAUUCGCGAAAUUCCGUUAACAUUGAACUCGAUAACUAUCCUGCGUUUAUUUCCUAAAAUUAUUUUAUUUCUAACUUAGCUCAUCUGCAGUUCGUAAGCCUCACAAUAUUAUUUAUUACUUAUCAUUCAUUCCUAUUUAAAAUCGUCAUUUAGUUAAGUACAUUCCAAUCGACGAGUAUUAUUUUGGGCGUCAAGAUGGAAACACCGAUUAUGUGGAGGAAAAAGGUGAUUUCAGAUUCAAAUGUGCGGUUUGUCAACGAAUUUUCUACUCAAAUACAAAAUUAAUGUCUCAUAUUCUUGGUCAUGUUGAUGAGGCUUCACAAGCUUGCCUAGACACAGCAGAUACUACACAAUGUUCCGUUUGUAAUCAGAUGUUCUCUUGUGCGUUUGAUCUGAGAGAUCAUAUUGAAAAAGAGCAUACUGUUCCACCCUCUGAUUCUAAUUUGAUAAGUGAUGAAGCGAAAACGAACCCCCUUGUUCAAAUCACCUCACAGCUAUUAACUCAACAACGAAUAGAUGGUCAUGAUGAUCCUGUCAGUAAUUUUGACCAUGUGGAAAUUUUAGCACCAAACUUUAAUGGUACCACAAAUACACCUAGUUGCCGCAUUUGCGGAAAAGUUGCUGCCAGCAAAUUAUUAUUAGCUCAUCACCUUCAGUCUACUCAUCGUCAACGUGAAAUGCCUUAUGUUUGUCGCCUAUGUUUGUUUCGAUCAUCUAUGUAUGAAGAUAUACUGGACCAUUUCAAAAAGAUGCAUGAUAGUUCAAACCACUUACUUUGUACCUAUUGUCUUCGUAUAUUUACCCCUUCGGAUGCGCGUUCAAACGCUCAACCAGUUUGUAUGUCAGCUUCUGGUGGGAUAAGUACUGUAGGUCUAGGUUUAGGUGUUGGUCAGACGCAAGUUUAUCUUCAACAUUUACGUCUACAUCAAAUCAAACAUCAACUUCGUCGAUGUCCAACAUGUCGUUUAAAUUUCACUAAUAAAUCAGACUACCAAGUACAUCGACGCCUAGAUCAUAAAGCCACAAGAGAUUUAGGUACUGAGAAGCCAGAUCUUCGUCAAGAUUCAUAUGAGCUAGAAUGUUAUCAAACAAAACAGCAUACAACCCAGGCUACUGAGAACUUCGGCGAUCAUAACACAUCCAUAGAUUCGAUUCGUAUAGUUCGACCACAUAUAACAUCAAUGAAUGCUCCAGAGGCUGGUUGUGCAAAAAACUUAGCUAUAAAUUUCUUACCUGAGAAUAUUGAGAAUCUAGAAUGUCUGGAAUGUGGAAAACGUAUGGGUGAUUCUGAUCAUUCGCAAUAUUUACCGUGUUCCGUGUGCAGAUUUGCAACCUGCUGUAGGGUUGGUUUUCAGCGUCAUUUUCAAAAACUUCAUGUCUAUUCGAACGCUUCUCAAUCAACAGAUCUUGAUUGUGGUAUGCCAAUGGUUCGUCAGAUCUUUUUCGACUGGUGCAAUGAAUACGAUCUUCCAUGUAACGGUAAUGUGUCAUUAGAAGUAGCGACUGUUUCAGGUGAUCGACAAGAACAUGUCGUAAACGAGAUUACAGAUUUGACACCUAGUGACAUGGCGAAUUUUACAACAGUUGUCUUUACUGAUGAAAUGGGCCAUGUUGUGAAUGUACCAGAAACUGAAAAGCACAGUUUGACAGAACAACCUAAUCCGAAUGACUCUGUUGCAAGAUAUAUGGAAAAUCAAGUCGAUUCGCGAAUUCUGUACUGUUCACACUGUGGAACAAGUAACUUAGAUGGUAAUAGUCUUGCACGACACCUUGUUGAAGAAUGUGGAACACUAACUGCAACGCUACAUCCAAACUUGUCAAUAUCAUUUGCACAGACAGACGCUGAACAAAAUGAAGCUUCUGAAAAACAUCAAGAGUCGGAUCGAAAUGGAUUUCAGAAUGAUAACCCAUUUGGAACUACAGAUCAGAAGAUUAUCAUGAUUAGUAGUGAACCUUCCUUAUUGUCUACAUCAGCUACCAAUAUUUCCGAUAAUGAUGUAGUUAUGAUGACCGUUGAUACAGACCAAUCAUCAUCCAUGAGACUUGUUGAAUCACAGGAAGAUCAAACAGCCAUACUCAGUGGAACUCAGAUUACAACUCAAAGCGAUGGAACAACUACCAUUGAUGUAACUGAUGAAGGUGGAGAAGUAGUACAACAAUUUAUCCUUCCUGAUGAUCUUCAACUUGAAGAAGGUCAAACAUUAGUAAUGAUUCAAGGUGAAAAUGGUCAACCUCAACUAGCUAUUGUAAAUCAAGCUGACUUAAUAAACGAUAAUAAUUCAGAGAUAUUAGUGCAAACUGAUCAUGGAGAAGCCAAUGAUAUCCUGAUUUACACUAAUGGCUUAGAAACUCAAGUUGAAAGUUCGGGAUUGAGAAGAGAAGAAGAAGAAAAAGAAAAUCAACAAUUCAUUAUGUAAUAUUUGUAAUAUUUAUCUGUUCAAUCUCUAUAUAAAUAAAUUUAUGUUUAACAAUUUCCAUGUCUUUUCGAUGACAACAAAUGCAUAAAUGUUGAUAUACUUCUAGUAACUUUAUUCAAUGAAAGGGAAGGUCUUGUUACCAUAGUAACAAAUUGUGCUCGUUCCGUUAAACUUGUAUAACAUAAACAAUCUGUAAUCAAUUCGAUCAAUAUGUUACUAUGUGGUAUUUGGGUUAAUUUUAAUUGAUAUUCUUGACUAAUAGAUUGUAUAUUUCCAGUGAUAAAACUUAAAAAAAUAAAUUGUUUACAUGGAAAUAAAUUUGCUAAGCAACAAUAAAGUUCUGCAUAUUUUAUUAGAAGUUUUUCAGGUGGUGGUAUACCUUUCGUUAAUAUUAAUAAUAUACAUAUAUUAAUUUCAAAGAGUAAUUUAUCAUCUAAAAUCAUGAAUGGAUCAAUAUUGUUUUCAUAAGUUAUUAUAGUUAAUAAAUGACAUGCUAAUUGAAUACAUGACUCGACAGUUGAACAUUCUGGUACACUAAUGCCGCUGAAUGCUAGGGAUAAAAAUAAUUUUAGCGACAUAUGAGCAUCAUCAUUGAAGAGAUUGAAAAUAGGUUUUCUUUGUUGGUUUCCUUUUGUUUCCUAGAAAGAAGUUUUAUGGGGAAAAAACCAGUUUUGUUAGUAUUUCAUAAGAGAAGUAUAGUCGGAUAGUUUUGAUAAUAGUAGAGCUAUGAGUUAAUGGUAAAAGGAAAAUGUAGUUGUAAAGCAGUUUUUUUCAAGUUUCUUUAUGGAAAUAAUCAAAAUCUAUCGAAUAGAAACCAUUCCAUAAAAUCAUUGUUCAGUCAGUCACAAUGUAGAACUUCGUACGUACGUACA